Molecule: messenger RNA, 1908 nt
Organism: Penicillium griseofulvum
Lineage: Eukaryota; Fungi; Ascomycota; Eurotiomycetes; Eurotiales; Aspergillaceae
Product: alpha-L-arabinofuranosidase A
Exons: 8
Coding region: 1-1908 (635 amino acids)
Biological process (GO): L-arabinose metabolic process
Molecular function (GO): alpha-L-arabinofuranosidase activity
Source: RefSeq, a predicted model, not a curated record
AUGUUGCAUAAAUACCUUCUUCUGCCACUUUUGGCAUCGUACGGUGCUGCUGUCACUAUUUCGGUAGCCAAAUCUGGAGGCAAUGCUACAUCAGGUUUGCAGUAUGGCGCGAUGGAAGAGGAAAUCAAUCACUGUGGCGAAGGAGGUCUUUAUGCCGAAUUGAUCCGCAACAGAGCUUUCCAGGGGAGCACCAAGUUCCCUUCGUCACUGGAGGCCUGGUCUGGUGUUGAGGGAUCAUCGCUGUCACUGAAGAACCUCGACGACCCACUGUCAACUGCCCUUCCGACUUCUGUCAAUGUCAAGGGCUCUGGCACAGCUGGGUUGGCUAACGCCGGCUACUGGGGGAUUGACGUUCGUCCACAGAAAUACACAGGGUCGUUCUACGUGAAAGGCUCUUAUAAAGGGUCUUUCACGGCCUCUCUCCUUUCUUCCAGUGGCAAAGUUCUGGCCACUGCCAAGGUUGCCUCAAAGAGCGUUGCAAACGACUGGGUGCAACAUAAGUUUGUUCUUACUCCCAAAGCGAAAGCUUCUGAUUCAAAGAAUACUUUCUCGCUGACCUUCGAUGCCUCGAAAGCAUCGGGUGGCUCACUUGACUUCAAUCUGAUCAGUUUAUUCCCACCCACUUGGAAUGAUCGCCCCAAUGGCAUGCGGAAAGACUUGAUGCAAGCUAUGGCUGAUAUGGGUCCUAAAUUCCUUCGCUUCCCAGGUGGAAAUAACAUGGAGGGUGAUAGCAUCGCCGGUCGCUGGAAGUGGAACGAGACCAUUGGACCACUCACAGACCGGCCCGGUCGUGCAACCACCUGGAAGUACCAAGAGACCCUUGGAUUAGGCUUGGUUGAGUACAUGGAGUGGUGUGACGAUCUUAACAUGGAACCCAUCCUGGGGGUCUAUGCUGGACUUGCUCUGAACGGAGAGGUUGUCCCGGAGGCUGAGCUCGAUUUCUACGUGCAGGAUGCCCUCAACGAGAUUGAGUUUUUGACCGGCUCUGUGGACACCGAGUACGGUGCUCUACGCGCCAAGGUUGGACACCCAGAGCCAUGGAAAAUUCGGUAUGUUGAGGUCGGGAACGAGGAUAUGUUGAGCAAUGGACUGGAGACAUACAAGGCCUACCGGUUCGCAGCCUUCUAUGACGCUAUCACGGCGAAGUACCCUGAUAUCCAGGUCCUUACGUCUACUAUCGACAUGACAAUUCCUGGAAAUGCGGGUGGUGAUUAUCACUUGUAUGAUAACGCGGAUAACUUUGUCAAGAAGUUCGACAUGUUUGACAAUUUUUCGCCAAAGCAUCCUAUCUUGCUCGGUGAGAUCGCCGCCACAUCGCCAUUGAAUGGAGUUGAUAUCGACUGGAGUGACACCCAUUUCUCUCAGUACCCUUGGUGGAUUGGAACCGUUGCGGAGGCUGUGUUCCUUAUUGGUGCCGAGCGUAAUGCUGACAAGAUCAUUGGAAGCACUUACGCUCCCUUCAUGAUGAACUUGGACAACUACCAAUGGUCGCCAACCAUGCUAUCCUUCAAUGCCGACCCUGAUCAGACGGCUCGCUCUACUAGCUGGCACGCGUGGAGCCUGUACAACCACAACGCCAUGACAGAGACUCUCCCAGCCACUUCCUCCGACGGCUUUGGUCCUCUGUACUAUGCGACAGGUCUCAACAGCAAGACCAAGUCGCACAUUUUCAAGGCAGCAGUAUACAACAGCACAUCCGAUGUGCCUGUGUCACUGACAUUCGAGGGUGUCGGCCGUGGCACCAAGGCAGACCUGACCAUCCUGACAGCUCCGGAUGCAUUUUCCAUGAACGAGGUGGGCGGGCCAAACAUUGUCAACACCAAGACGACCAAGAUCAAGGCUGGCAAGAAGGGCGAGUUCUCUUUCAAGCUGCCCAAUCUGAGUAUUGCCGUGCUCACUACCAAUUAA